This is a messenger RNA of Xyrauchen texanus (razorback sucker), 1056 nucleotides long. RefSeq lists its product as uncharacterized. Bases 1 to 1056 code for a protein of 351 amino acids. The record is from RefSeq and is a predicted model, not a curated record. Lineage: Eukaryota; Metazoa; Chordata; Actinopteri; Cypriniformes; Catostomidae. The transcript has a single exon.
AUGUGGGCAUACCCACGAUCUGGCCACUGGUGGGACACAAUUGUUCCGGAUUUCACCCCGUUACAAUUCAUGCAGAAUUUCCGUCUAUCCCCAGAAUCAUUUGAGUACAUCUGCAGUCAGGUCAAGCAUGCCAUGGGGAGAAGGAACACAAACUACCGUUUGUGUGUCCCAAUCCGAAAGCGUGUGGCAAUUGCCAUCUGGAAACUGGCCACGGGUGGUGAAUACAGGACAAUCAGCCAUCUUUUUGGGGUAGGCCUCAGCACUGUAUUUAUUUGUGUUCAGGAAUUCUGCAACACAGUCAUCAAGGUGCUCCUUUCCAUCCACAUAAGAUUUCCUGAUGCUGAAAAGUUGUUAGAAAUGGCCACUUUCUUUAAUAAUCGUUGGAGAGUUCCACAGUGUGUGGGUGCAAUUGAUGGCAGCCACAUUCCAAUAAUUGCACCAGAGGACUAUCCACGAGACUAUUUCAAUCGUAAAGGCUGGCAUUCUAUUGUUCUGCAAGCAGUUGUGGAUGGCAAAGGUAUUUUCUGGGAUGUUUGUGUUGGCUAUCCAGGGAGUGUGCAUGACGCCCGAGUGCUACGACAGUCACAUUUGUGGGAGGCCCUAAGUGACGGGGAAUUACUAGGGCAAAACAAAGUGACCAUCUCUGGCUGUGAUGUUGGACAUUACCUGAUCGGUGAUCCGGCAUACCCCAUGCAGAAUUGGCUCAUGAAGCCCUUUUCCGACACUGGCAGACUGACCCCUGAACAGCACACCUACAAUUACAGGCUGAGCAGUGCACGAUCGGUUGUGGAGAUGUCUUUUGGGAGAUUAAAAGGACGAUGGAGGUGCCUCCUUAAAAGAAAUGACUGCAAGCUGGAGCUGAGCAAGAGGAUUGCACUGACCUGCUGUGUGCUCCAUAACAUUUGUGAGGAACAUGGUGAUAAUUUCACUGAAGAGCACCCAGACAGGACUCUAAACAUUGAGCCUCCUGUUCAGACAUUACCUGAACGUGCGAACACAGAAGGGGCUGACAUCAGAGCUGCAUUAAUAAUGCAUUUUAACGGAGGGAACGAGUGA